Messenger RNA from Mercenaria mercenaria, 725 nucleotides. RefSeq names its product ctenidin-3-like. NCBI's taxonomy places the organism in Eukaryota, Metazoa, Mollusca, Bivalvia, Venerida, Veneridae. The transcript has 4 exons. Bases 227 to 568 code for a protein of 113 amino acids. The record is from RefSeq and is a predicted model, not a curated record.
CUCUUUCUAAUUUAAUAAUUUCGCAUUUGAUAACAGUGAAAUUUCAUCAGCAAUAUUCAGUUCGACACAUACUUUCAACCGAUAAAUAAGAUAUUUGAAAACAGGAACAUAUUGUUUCUACGUCAACAUAAAGAUUUAAUGUUAUCAUUAGCUUACAGAAGAUCUUUGUCAUGUCAUAAUAUAAUUAAUAAAUGUUUUAAAUUUGUUUCAGAAGUCACCAUCAAGAAUGAAGCUGCUGCUUGUUGGAGUGAUUGGAGUGAUGGCCAUGCUUGGCGCAGCUACGAUGGUCUCUGCCAACUAUAAGAUGCCUAUGUAUAGGCCUAUGUACCAAGGAGGUUAUGGAUUCGGCGGCGGUGGAAUGGGAAUCGGCGGCGGCGGAGGAGGAUUCGGCGGCGGUGGAGGAGGAUUCGGCGGCCUUUUUCAGAUGAUUAUUUUCCUGUUUGUAUUCAUCCUACUCAUCCAAGUCUUGUUUGGUGCCGGUGGUGGUAUUGGUGGCGGAAUCGGCGGUAACAGAGGAGGAUACGUGAGCAAAGGUGGUGGAGGAAGUCACGGCGGAAACGGUUAUUAAACACAAAAGCACUUGUAGCGUUGGACCCUGGAUAAACAAGGAAGAACGGAUACCGACUAACGAGAUUGCCACAACAACGGGAUUACUGACAGUUGUUUUUUUAUGAUUGGUGGUGUCUUAUUGUUGUUAUUAUUAUUAAAUAAAUCUUGAAAAGAGA